This is a messenger RNA of Balaenoptera ricei (Rice's whale), 1842 nucleotides long. RefSeq names its product dermokine (gene DMKN). Gene Ontology annotation, cellular component: extracellular region. The transcript has 21 exons. Lineage: Eukaryota; Metazoa; Chordata; Mammalia; Artiodactyla; Balaenopteridae. The record is from RefSeq and is a predicted model, not a curated record. The coding region runs from base 1 to 1842 and encodes 613 amino acids. Gene Ontology annotation, biological process: cornified envelope assembly.
AUGAAGCUACAGGGGUCUCUGGCCUGCCUCCUGCUGGUCCUGUGCCUGGGCAGUGGGGAGGCUGGCCCACUGCUGAGUGGAGGGGAGAGCGCUGGAGCAGGGGUCAUGGAGGCCACUGGACACGGGGUGGGAGAGGCCAUUGGACAAGAAGUGGGAGAGGCCAUCAAGCACGGAGUCGGGGAGGCCACUGGCGGAGGGGAUGGAGGGGCAGCGGGUUCUGGAGUCAAGGAGGCCAUGGGCCCCGGGGUGGGGGACGAUCUCGCCCAUGGGGUUGAAGAUGCGGCCCAUGCUCUUGGAAACACUGGGAGUGAGGCUGACAGACAGGCUGAGAACGUCAUUCAGCGUGGAGUGGAUGCUGCCCACAGCUCCCGGCAGGGGAUGCCUGGUGGCAACGGCGCUUUGGGAGCACAUGGCCAGCCUCCAUCUGGAGGCCAUGGCCCCUCUGGCUCUCCAGGCAAUCCUGGAGGUCCAGGGAUUCCCUGGGACCACGUGUAUUCUGGAGGCUCAGGUGGCAGCUUUGGGACCAACUCUCAGGGAGGCUCCCGGGGCCACGGAGGCCAUGGAGGGGCAUUCAACGUGGGGACCAACACUCAGGCAGCUGUGGCCCAAACUCCUUAUGGCUCAGGGAGAGGCAGCGACAAGCCAAAUGCAGAGUCUCAAACCUCACCCGUCCCCUUCCCUCUGCAAUGCACCAACCGCCUGCCAUCUGGCUCAGGUGGAAGCUCGAGCAACUCUGGGGGAAGGAGCAGCGGUGGUGGCAGCAGCAACAGCAGCAGUGGUGGCAGCAGCGGUGGCAGUUCUGGGCUCCACUGGGUAAGUUCGCCUUUGUUGAAGGCAGAGGUGGGGCCCCUGGUGGUCCCUGCUGAGGAAACCCACUCCGAGGUCUUCCUGAAAGCUGCCAGCCCCAGGAAAACUCUAGAAAUUUUGAUCAAGGCGGCUACUCCCAGACCCCACGUGGACUCUCGCUUUCCCUUGCUGGGAUACAAUACCAGCUUCUCCUCGGGUAGCAGGGCUGGAAGUGGUGGGAACAAACCCGAGGUGUCUUCUUGGGAACUGAGAGUCUUCUCUUUCUCUCUCCCACCGUGCGACAAUCCACGCAGUGAAGUCCACGUGUCCGGGGAAUCUGGGGGUCAGGGGCAAGGGUCUAGCGGUGGAGGGGAAGCUGUCAAUAGAACCAACACCUUGAACUCUCAGACGUCUCCUGGGCUCUUCAACUUUGACGCUUUCUGGAUGAAUUUAAAAUUCAUGCUGGGUUUCAAUAACUGGGACGCCAUCAACAAGGGCCAAGUCUCAAAGCCCAGCACUCGCAUCCUCCUCUACUUCAGGAGACUCUGGGAGAACUUCAAACGCAACACUCCGUUCUUGAACUGGAAAGCAAUUAUUGAGGGGCCCUUCCUGAGCCCUAAGGACAUGGUCGAGUACAGACAGGACACUGAGGUCCUCACCUCACCUCCUCUGGUCUUCUCUUUACAGUGGGGAGUCACGAUUUCUUCCUCGGCUUCCCGGGCGCGACCUGACCUGCUGCAGUGGGUGAAGUUUUGGGACCGGGAAAUGAAAGGAGGCCAGGAAGCACCCUGCCAGCUAAGUGACGCCCUCAGAGAUUGCAAGUUCCCCGAGGGCACGACCGAAGGAAUCACCGUUGGUAAAAAUGUGCCAGGACCCGACGAGGCCACUUAUGCCCAGCUCCUGAACGUUGACAAGUUGCGAUCUGUUUUGGAGGGGAAUGAUUUCCUGAACUGGCACGCCCUCAUAGAGUCUGUCAAAAGGAAACUUCCUUUCCUCAACUGGGAUGCUUUUCCUAAGCUGAGAGGAAUGAGCCGUGCAGCUGCCGAUGCCCAAUGA